GUGUAAAAGUUAACGUUUCAGGCGUUAAUUUUGAAUUUAAUCGUGAAAUUCUAAAAUCAAGGAAAUAUCAUACGCUUACAAAAAUGUGUGACGAAGCCGAAGAUGAUAAAAAGCAAAUUGAACUUGUAGUGGACCGUCCGUCCGAUUGUUUUGCUGCAAUUUUGAAUUAUUAUCAAACAAAUGAACUACACAUGCCGCCGAGUGUGUGUCCUAGUGCAUUCAGAACAGAGCUGAAGUUUUGGAGUGUGGCGCCAACAGACUUAGAGCCAUGCUGUUUGUACAGGUAUUACACGUUUUGGGACGAGUACGAAACCCAUGAGAACUUCAGGAAAUCUACAUUCAAACAAGAAAUGAAGGACGGUCUAUUUAUUCAAUUAAAUACACACAACAAAAUAAACAACGUCAGAAGAAGAGUCUGGAAAUUGGCAGACUUUAAAGAGAACACAGUCUGUGCAAAAGUGUACAUUGUAACAGUGUUCGUAAUGAUAAUGCUAUGUGUUUUUACACUAGCAUUUAGUACGGAGCCAAUGUUCCAGCGACCUUUAAGGAAGUGCGAAAUGUUAGAGUAUCUUGAACAUUCCAACAAUGAGGUUGCUGAAUACGCAAGAGAACGAUUCGGAAACCCUGAAUGCUCUUCUGAUCAUGUGAUCAAUUCAGAUGAGGAAAUAUCUGAGACGGAUAUGCAAUGGCAGCAAAUUAACUCUGAAACCAACGGAACAGGAAGCGUAGAAGAAAUAAUUUUGCCACGUGUGAUGGUUCGUCAUCAGGUGUUUGAAGCUCUCGAAUAUUUUACAGCCGUGUUUUUCACAGUCGAACUUUUAAUUCGAAUUUUUACCUGCCCGUCUUUAUCCGAUUUCUUUACUAACAUUUUGAAUAUUUUUGAUAUUUUGGCAGUACUUGGUUUCUACAUACACAUUGCUAUCAUCAAUAUAAACAAAGAAUACAGAUAUCAGUACGGCUGGGUGAGGUCAAUAAGUUACAUUCAGAUCUUUCGGAUUAUGAGACUUUUUCGUGUUGUUAGGAAUGUACGUCUGAGCCGAGUUCUUACAUUCUCAAUUCGAAAGAACGCUCGCGACAUGUCAUUUCUUCUUUUGCUGUUUCUGAUGGGAGUGUUUAGCUCAGCAAGCCUGAUUUAUUUCAUAGAAGAAAGGGAUUCGAUUGCAUCUAUCCCAGUGGCUUGGUACUGGGCGACUAUCACCUUUACAACAGUGGGUUACGGGGAUAUAAAACCAACCACGGGUGCCGGUCGCUUUGUGGCCGCCGUGUUGGGCAUGUGCGGGGUACUUCUGCUCUCUAUAACUCUGCCAAUGUACGUGAAUAACUUUCUCACAUUAUACAAGUACUCCUGCCUGGAUAAGUACAUUCAAGAAAGAAAACACACGAGAAGAAAGCUUAAGGGUGCAGUUAGGGCUAUUAAUACGAUGAAUUCUGUUGACAAACCUAUAAAUAAUGGAAAAGUAUUUCCGAAGACAGACUUUUAUGAAGUUAAACCCAAAUCUAUUUCCACAAAAUCGUCUGUGAACAAUAAUCACACUGUAAAAAAAGAAGAAAUUGUACUCGAAGAAAUGUGAAAAAAUUUUGGCUGAAGAGACAUUUGUCUACUGUCAUAGACAGAAAUUCUGUUUCUUUAAACAAAUAUUGAACAAAUGUGAGACGCAUAUCUGAGUAAGAUGAGGGUUGGAUGUUUUUUGCAAACUUACUAAUAACAUAACAUGAAAACAAGAAACACUGUCAACCAUGUAUUUUUCAGUGUAUAUGUUGUAAUUCAAAUAUUUCACCAUGCGAAGAACAAAAAUAUAUAUCAACAUUUGUUUUAUAAAUCACAAUGCAGAUUAAUUAAGGUAAAAGCCGGUGAUACAACAUGAACAACUGAGCCCAUCCAACUAAAAAAAAUCACAUUAAAAGCUUAUUGUCUACAUUGUUAGUAAACUACUGUUUCGUACAUUUGCUGGUAACCCAGUUGACAUAUUUGACUUCUUUAACGUCGAAAGGCUGUGAAUAGAGUCCAUACGGCCUUGAAUCUUUUGAUCGAAGCAGCUCUAAAAAGUGAAAGACACACCAUUCGUACAGAUUAUCUUUAUCAUAAUGUUUGAGGGACUAGUCAUAUAAGACCUUUUUUACACAAUUAGUUCAUAAUGAGAUAGAAUCUGGUACGUGCGACUGCAGAACCUGUAAAAUAUUUAUUUAUGUGUGAUUGAAUUUGUGUUGAGUUUUGUUUAU
Molecule: messenger RNA, 2220 nt
Organism: Mercenaria mercenaria
Lineage: Eukaryota; Metazoa; Mollusca; Bivalvia; Venerida; Veneridae
Product: potassium voltage-gated channel subfamily B member 1-like
Exons: 3
Coding region: 84-1571 (495 amino acids)
Biological process (GO): protein homooligomerization; potassium ion transmembrane transport
Cellular component (GO): voltage-gated potassium channel complex; membrane
Molecular function (GO): voltage-gated potassium channel activity
Source: RefSeq, a predicted model, not a curated record